AUAAACAUAGUUACCUGAUGUUAUCUAUCAGGUAACGAUUCGAUAUUUGACAGUACCACUGAAUCUGCUACGAUAUGAUUCGAUCGGAUUUGGUAUCCUCCGAUCGACAUGUGUCCAACGUUAUUCCGAAUCCGGGCUAAUCCCACUGUUAAUUUAGUAUCAGAGUUAUGGCCGAGUCACCUCGCUAGCCUUUUUACAUAUCAGUUUAAAAAUACAAUGUAUUUAUUUAUUUUAAAAGCAGUUGUCCGUCUUAUUUUGAUUCUUUUCAGUCGUUGAGUUUUAAAUCGAUCCAAAUCGUCCGAUUCCGACACCCGAUUGCGUACAGCGAUGAAUUAAAAGCAGGUAUGUAACCUUUUCUGGCGUCCAGCUAAGACAGAGGAGCGCUAACACCCGGUGAUUAGCGUAAAAAUCCUGUGUGUACAUGCGCUCCAGGUUCAACUGCAGCAAAUGUGCUAUUUAAACAUGCCUGUGCUUGGCACGAUGACAUUUUAGGCCUGUUCUCUCUGUUGUCCCAGAAAUGUGGUAUUUUUCGCUAUUUUCGGAAACAUUCCUAAAAAUUUUGUUAACUGAUCUAUUCACUGUAAACUCCUCGAAUGUUCGCCAAGUCAAACAUACACUUUUUUUUUUUUUUUUUGGUUUUAUUUCACGUUAAUGAACGUAAAACUUUUUUUUUCCAUUAACCGUGACAGAAAGUGAGAAAAUUGAAUCGACACAAGAGCGCCGACCAUACGAUUAGUAAUGCCUGAUGAGGCGAAUGGGGCGGGGCUUCCAGAGGGUCAGUGACGCGGAGUUCUAGUCCUAUUAGAAAAAUCGUGAGCGCACUUGAACGGCACCGCGAUUUACAGUCCAUUUAUUUAUUUAUUUUUCUGACCCAAUCCACUUGGAGACACGUUACCUCGUCAUCACCACCUCCAGACUGUACACGUGACGUUCCAGGAUGAUUUCAGAUCAGCGUUAAUAUCGGAGCCUUCAAAACACGUACACGACCAUCGAUCGUUCCAGAUUAAUAUGUUGAUUAGUGUUUUGGUUUUUUUUUUUAGGGGGGAGGGUGGGAUUUGGGGUGGAUAAGACUUGUGCGUGAUCUCAUGUAGGCUGCAGUUAAAAUGCGUAGUUCCUGCGCCAAAUGCGUAAAGGUCGUCAGGUCCACUGUGCGUCUGAUGUGGCGCAGUUCUCCUCGAUUUGGCGUGGCUUGUUGCUGAACGUCUGUUCGAUUGAGAUAACUGAUCAGAGUAAACGUUACACUUUCGGACCGAUCCCGUGUCGGCUGUUCUCGAAGUCCUCUUGAAGCUUUUUUUUUUUUUUGGACAGGAAACUGGUUUCAGAUCAGCGUGGAAAUGCAUGAGCUGCAGUUUCCUCCUGGUCUGAGAUAAGCAGCUCGUCUCCUUCGUUGGAGUAAACGGCAUGGUUGUAUGUGAUAGCUGCUUGGGCUCUGAGAAAUGAUCGUUUGUCAUUUUUAUCGCCUUCUCGGAUAACGAACCGUAGGGUUUCAGUCAUCCGAGGCAUUUUAAUGGCUAGUAGCAGCACGUCGGUGUGACACGAAGGGUUAAUAAUCCUGAGGAAGUUUUAGCACCAAAUCACCGAGCUUCAUUGUGAAUUUAUAGACCACAGGACAAUUCCCUUUCUUUCUUUUUGUCUUUCUUUUCUUUUACUUAGUUAGUCGGUCUAUUACAUAUUUCAUUUUUCUGUCCUUCGGAAUGAUUCUCUUCAUCUUACUUGCUUUCUUUUUUCCUUUCUGUCGUUAUGUUCCUUUUCUUAUUUUAUCUGGUUUACAUGCGGUGGUAUUUUGUCCUUCGUAAUCAUUCUGUCUUUCUUACUUUCCUUUUUUUCCCCAUUUUUCUUUUCCUUCCCUAUUUUUCUUAUUUCCCCCCGUUUUCUCACCCUUUUGUUUCUUUAUUCCUUUUCUUUUCUUUUUUUCUUGCCUUCCAUAGUUCUUUUCUUCUGCAAGUUUAUCCAUUUCUACAUCCUUGAACACUCUGUCCUUCCUAAUAAUUUUCAUUUAUUUAUUUAUUUAUUUAUUUGCUUUCUUUCAUGCUUUUUUCCCCCUUUCUUUCUCUUUUGUUUACCAUGAUUUUAUCCAUUCGUUUUCCUUUCUUUUUGUUGCUUUCUUUCGCACAUUUAUCCAUUACGGUGUCACUAUUCUGUACAUAAUUUUUUUUGGUUUCUUUCUUGGCUAUUUCUUCCCUCCUUCUUCCUUUCUUGGAUUCCUGUUGUUUGUUUUCCUUUUUGUAUUUUUCUUGUUCCUUGCUGUCUUAUCUCUUCUCUUUUUUUUUUUUCUUUAUUGCUUUUAACUUUCUUUACCACUUUCACUUUUUCACUGUUUUUGUUAUUCUUCUAUUUUUUCUGUUCAUCAUUUUUAUUUUAUAAUUCUUCUCUCUUUCGCCAUCUCGGGGACACACGGUUCACGUUCUUUCUCUGUUUUUCAUGACGUGUUCUCUCCGUUCUUCCCUUUGCUCGGUUGUUUUUAAAUCUACCUUUCUCAGUGUGUCCCUUAAUUGACCGUCUUUAAUAGGAUCCAGAGCGCUCCGUGGUAUUUAUGAUGCCCUGUCAGGCUGCUGCAUUUGCCGAGUGGAUGAUGAUGAUGAUGAUGAUGAUGAUGAUCCUAAAAGAGAGAAGUAAUGUGAUGUGUCCUCACUGCACCAUGCUGAUGGACGACUGUCCUCAAACAGCAUCGGGAAAACCUCGUGAUGUCUGAAGUAUUCAAGGGGAAAACCUCUGACCGGUUCUGGCAGGAGGUUCUGGAACGUUCUGCUGUAGCCAGUUGAUAUUAAUGAUAUUGUGUAGACAAAGUUCAGUAGCAGGAUGCGGCAGUGAACCCUCUCGUCUGCUCGUGAUGGUGAGGAUAUUUGGGGGCCCGCCCUGUGUGGGCCAGACCAGCUGCUACAACAACAACUCCAAAGAUUACUGCUACUCGGCUCGGAUCCGCAGCACUGUGCUGCAGGGCCUGCCUUUCGGAGGAGUGCCCACCGUGCUCGCUCUCGACUUCAUGUGCUUCCUGGUACUUCUCUUUGUCUUCUCCAUCUUGCGGAAGCUGGCGUGGGAUUAUGGCAGGCUGGCCCUCGUGACCGACGCUGACAGACAGAAGAACAGAUUCAACGGAACAGAAGAGCGGGAAUACGUGGCUUCGGCGUUGCAUUCAGAAACUCCGGAUCGUUACGAGCGCCUCACUUCCGUCUCCAGUUCCGUGGAUUUCGAACAGCGAGACAACGGCUUCUGCUCUUGGUUGACGGCCAUCUUUCGAAUAAAGGACGAGGAGAUCCGUGAGAAGUGUGGCGAGGAUGCCGUGCACUACCUCUCCUUCCAGCGGCACAUCAUCGGGCUGCUGGUGGUGGUGGGCGUGCUGUCUGUGGGCAUCGUCCUGCCUGUUAACUUCUCCGGAGACCUGCUGGAAAACAAUGCAUACAGCUUCGGCCGCACCACAAUCGCGAACCUGAAUUCGGGGAACAACUUGCUGUGGUUGCACACAUCUUUUGCGUUCCUGUACCUCCUCCUGACCGUCUACAGCAUGAGACGCCACACCUCGAAGAUGCACUACAAGGAGGACGACCUGGUGAAACGCACGUUAUUUAUAAACGGCAUCUCGAAAUACGCAGAGGAGGUCCAGAUCAAACAGCACUUUGAGCAAGCCUACGAGAACUGCGUCGUGCUGGAAGCGCGCAUCUGCUACAACGUGGCCAAACUCAUGGCUCUCAACGCCGAGAGGAAGAAGACUGAGCGUAGUAAGAAGUUCUUCACAGAUUUGCAGGCAAAGGAACACAUGCCCACCAUGAUCAACCCCAAACCCUGCGGCCACUUGUGCUGUUGUGCCAUUACAGGCUGUGAAGAGGAGGAAGCGGUGAGCUACUACACGAAGCUGGAAGCGAAACUUAAGGAGGAGUACCGGAAGGAGAAGGAGAAGGUCAACACCAAACCUCUGGGCAUGGCUUUCGUCACCUUCCAAAAUGAGGCCAUGACUGCAAUAAUCCUGAAAGACUUUAACGCGUGUCAGUGUCAGGGCUGUGUGUGUCACCAGGAGCCACGUUCUUCUCAGUUCAGCGAGAGUCUUCACAUCUAUAACUGGAGCGUGACCUACGCUCCCGACCCCCAGAAUGUGCGCUGGGAGCAUUUGUCUCUGGGAGGCGUUUCGUGGUGGAUCCGCUGCUUAAUCAUUAACUGCAUCCUCUUCCUAUUGCUCUUCUUCCUCACAACCCCGGCCAUCAUCAUUUCCACCAUGGACAAGUUUAACGUUACCAAGCCAGUGGAGUAUCUCAAUAAUCCCAUCAUCACCCAGUUUUUCCCCACUCUCCUGCUGUGGGCUUUCUCUGCUCUCCUCCCCACCAUCGUCUACUACUCAGCAUUUUUCGAGGCCCACUGGACCCGGUCGGGAGAAAACCGGACCACCAUGCAUAAAUGCUACACGUUUCUCAUCUUCAUGGUCCUUUUGCUGCCAUCUCUGGGCCUCAGCAGUCUGGAUGUGUUUUUCCGCUGGCUGUUCGACACGCAGUUCCUAGCCUUUGCCGCGGUCCGAUUUGAGUGCGUCUUCCUCCCUGAUAACGGAGCGUUUUUUGUGAACUACGUGAUCGCGUCUGCGUUCAUCGGGAACGCGAUGGAUCUGCUUCGCAUUCCGGGUCUUCUUAUGUACAUGAUCCGUCUGUGCCUGGCUCGAUCUGCUGCUGAGAGACGCAAUGUCAAACGGCACCAGGCCUAUGAGUUUCAGUUCGGUGCAGCCUACGCCUGGAUGAUGUGCGUCUUCACUGUCGUCAUGACGUACAGCAUCACCUGCCCAAUCAUCGUGCCGUUUGGCCUGAUGUACAUGCUGCUAAAGCAUCUAGUGGAUCGCUAUAACAUGUACUACGCCUACCUGCCCUCCAAACUCGACAAGAAGAUCCACUCCGGAGCCGUCAAUCAGGUGGUGGCCGCGCCCAUCCUCUGUCUCUUCUGGCUACUGUUCUUCUCCACUGUACGCACAGGUUUCGUGACGCCGACGUCCAUGUUCACGUUUGUGGUGCUCAUCAUCACCAUCGUGGUUUGUCUGUCGCACGUCUGCUUCGGCCACUUCAAGUAUCUCAGUGCUCACAACUACAAGAUUGACACUAAGGACACCGAGGUGGACGGCAUGGAGAACGGACGUCCGGCGCGCUCCUCACCCUCCAACAAGUCUCCGCAGCAGAUGUACAUCGCACAGGUUCUGCAGGACCCGAACUGUGACGAGACGGGCGGAGGCAGCGGAGAGGACGACGGCCAGGGAUCCUCGCAGGACGAGGAGAUGAUCAACGGAGGCAACAGCCUGAACGAGGCCGAUUUCCAGUCUGGGGAGGACAGCCUCAUCGCCAACGAGGUCCGCCACUAACGCCAGCACUGAUGGAGAGAAAGAGGGAGAGAGAGAGAGAGAGAGAGUGUGUGAGAGAGAGAGAGAGAGAGUGGGGUGAGAUGGAUGGCGUGUAGUGUGGACUGAAGGUGUACCAGAGAUCCAUGCUUAAGCUUUCCACAUGUUUGUGCAAGCUGUGUGUCAUCUCCAUCAUGAGCAGAGCUAAGUGUGUAGGUUCUUGAGGAGUAUGCCGCUUCAAUGUUCACAACUCCUCUCGCCAAAACCACCGCAGUCGAAUCAAGCACCAACAUCAAGCACAAACUGCAUGUAUUGAGCAUACAUUCACACACAAGCGUUAUUCCUGAUGUCUGUUUUUGGACUACAUCCAGGUAGACCGUUUACACACUUGGAAUUUGUGUUGUAACAAACUGGUCGUGCAAAAAAAAAAAAAAAAGAAAAAAAAAAUCAGUAAAUUGUGUGUGAUCAUCUCUAUCAAGGAACGUGUAUUUAUAAUGAUUUUUUUUUUGCUUUUUAUUUAUUGAAUUCAAACUCUCCCUGAGGAGAAAGGAGAAGCCUGUCAAUGCAGCUGAAUGGAAAUCCACAACUAGACACAGAUCUACUACAGUAACUCAUAAGUGGUCGAGCGUUCGUGAAGGGUUUCCAGACACAUCCGCGACACUUGGACACGGAUAAUCCACCUCUGAAGAGGGGGGGGAGGGGGGGAACAAAAUGAAAGAAAAGGAGGAAGAAAAAAAAAAAAAAAAAGAAAAGUCCACUCAUCUCUAGAAGAGGAGCCAGGUCUGUGGAUUUUGUACUACAGUAACUCAUCUCUCUCUAGGACUUGAUCUCCGUCAUGACAUUCCACACUUAAAAAAAAUAAAAAAAAUAAAAAAAAAAAUAAUAAAAAAAAAAUUUAAAGUCAUCUAACCGCUAGUUUAUAGAAGUAGUUCCUCCUGAAGUGGGUUUGCUUGCUCCGUCUGUCUUUCUUUACCCAAGAGAACUGAUUUAAGAUCAUUCCAAAGCACAUGUGCAAUAGAGAAGAGCUCGGAGACGAGAUCGCAGUGCCAGCCUCCUCGUUCUAAGACUUUAAGUCAAGAAGUCGUCAUCGAUUGACAUUUUUUAAAUUAUUAUUAUUAUUAUUAUUAUAUAAGGUUCUAUCUGGUGGAUAAUGCUAUAAAAGUAAGUCAAGCUCUUAAGGGGUUGAAAUGUUUGAAUUUAUAAAGCUAUUAUCUAAUGGUUUCUAAUAAACAAUCUAAUCAUCUUGAUGGAUGGAUAAAUAAAUAAAUAAAUAAAUAAGGCAGAAAACACUUGGGGAGGACAUGCUGUUCUGGGAAAUGAUUCAACACCAGGGUGGUUAGUUAGUCACCACCUCAAAGUUGAUUGUUUUCCUGUAACGGCAUGUCUCCUAAGUGCGUUCGUCUUAUACCACGGCGAUUUUGUUUGUGGCAGGAGAGCUACAGUAGGUUGGGGGGGGGGGGGAAUGCAAUUAAAAAUCCAUACAGUAUAGUCAGUCCAUACGUAACAAACUCUCAUGCUAGGUGUUCUUCAGUCACCAGUUAUGCUGGCUAGUUCUGUUUAUUAAUCACAUUGCAUGUAAUGUCUUUAAUGUACUGUUUAUUUCAGAAUGUUUUACUAAAAUGUUCCUUCUCCUCAACAUCUUCGAAACUGAUCUCUUCUCUUCUAUUAGAUAUAGAUUAAUACAGGAUGGAUUUUGAUUGGCCGUGACUGCCUGUUGUGCAUUCAUCCGGGAUGAUGAUGAUGAUGAUGAUUGGCUGGCAGAUAGAUCCUUAUAAAAGUUUAUCUGCAAGGUUUUUUUUUUUUUUUUUUUUCCCCCAGGUUUUUAUUUUAUUUAAUUUUUUCAUAUCACAUGAAAAACUAAUUCAAAUAAAAUAAAAAAAAAUAACACCACAAGAGAACUCCUUUUCGAGUUCAUAUUUCACCAAAAUCCCAGAUAGAACUUUAUAACGCUGAGCUCACAAUAUGAUGACUACUUUUUUUUUUUUUUUUUUUUUUCGUUUGUUUGUUUGUUUGUUUGUUUUUGUUUUUUUCAAUCUUGUACAAGAUUGACAUGUUUGUGAUCUCACAUCUUGGAGUUCAAAAUAUGUGAAGGUUCCUAGAGCAGAAGAAUCCAUUAGGCGCUACGUUGGCAUCUUGAUGAUGCGUUUUUUUUUGUUUUGUUUGUUUGUUUGUUUGUUUGUUUGUUUGUGUUGUAUUUUUUGUCUUGUUUUGAUUUCACCUUAACUACCUUAAUAGAUGUGUUUUUAUAUGUUCUUAAACACACACACACACACACACACACACACACACACACACACUCCAUCACGUUGAGCUGUUCGGGUUUAGUUACGGAGUUGAAGAGCCGCAGUUCCAAAAUGAACCGGAAAAGUUCCAAACCUGUUCAUUUUUGUUUGUUUAUUUAUUCAUUUAUUCAUUUUUACUUCCCUCAAAACUAGAGUCCUCCUGAUUUAUUGCUGGUCAUCGAUCACGUGCUCGUGUGUCAUGUCCGAAAUGGUUGUGAAGUGCUAGCCAAGUGAAGAAUCCCAACUUAAUUGGCAAUUGUGCCACACAACUGGAUUUCACCCAAGAAACUGGGUCAGAACCACUGACUUGCAUCUUCCGAUUUGUUCAGAAAUUUUCCAAAAUUUCAGAUGGUACACAGAUUAAAAUCUAAAUGGCUGGAUUAUUGGCCAGCUUUUGACCUAGAGCUACUUUUAUUAGUACAAUGUGAAGGAAAUUGAGGAAAUCUGAUGGUACGGCUCCGUAAAUGUGGGUUCCUUCUGAUGAAAGCCUUCAUUUAUUUCGCUUUGUGAAUGGAGGGAAAAAAAUGCAUCGAAAAAUAAACAAGACUUGUCUUUAGCACCAGUAGAUGUAUACGUAGGCUCAGUGAGGCGGGGCGGAGGGUUAACCUUCAUUUUUGUAAUGCAGUGCUUGGCGAAGUGCGUUAUAAGAGUGUGCGUUCAUAAACUUUUUACCAAACCUAGAAAAGCUUAGAAAAACAACAAUAACCCUGAACUGCAACUUGUCAAAAGUUCUAGUGCUAUGUCAUUUAUUUUGACUUUCUUUUAUAUUGACUUUUUUUUUUUUUUUUACUAAUUUAUUUCAAGGUAGUAUUUAUUUUACCGUAAUAUCUCGUUCUUUUGAAUGAAUUACCCAGAAUAAUGACUUAUCUUAUUAUCGUGACAUUAUUUAGACUCCUAACUGUUAAAUUGCCGGAAUUCCCAUGCUCAUGGUGCUCAUAUCGAUGUGUACGUAUCGUAUCGUGAAAUGAAUUCCACUAAAGCGAUAUCUGGCUUGCUUACUAUACGAGAAACGGCAUACGGAAUAAGAACACUAACCUAAUGCGUUGAAUAAAUAAGUCUUGGUGCUAGAUUGUGGGGUGUUUUUGAAUAUUAAGUUGAAAUGACGAGUUACUACUCCAAAACAAUCGUUGAAAUAAUAUUGUGCUUCGAGGGUUUACUCCGUGUACUCUGGUUUCCUCCACCAGUCCAAAGACAUGCGUUGUAGGCUGACCGGCAUUUCCAAACCCCGUCCAGGGUGUCCCCCAUCUCGUCCCCCAUC
Ictalurus furcatus (blue catfish) is the source of this 8842-nucleotide messenger RNA. Its product is annotated as CSC1-like protein 2. NCBI's taxonomy places the organism in Eukaryota, Metazoa, Chordata, Actinopteri, Siluriformes, Ictaluridae. The transcript has 24 exons. The coding region runs from base 2768 to 5326 and encodes 852 amino acids. The record is from RefSeq and is a predicted model, not a curated record. Gene Ontology annotation, cellular component: plasma membrane. Gene Ontology annotation, molecular function: calcium-activated cation channel activity; nucleic acid binding.